Molecule: messenger RNA, 1061 nt
Organism: Quercus robur (English oak)
Lineage: Eukaryota; Viridiplantae; Streptophyta; Magnoliopsida; Fagales; Fagaceae
Exons: 2
Coding region: 206-889 (227 amino acids)
Biological process (GO): ubiquitin-dependent protein catabolic process
Cellular component (GO): endoplasmic reticulum
Molecular function (GO): ubiquitin protein ligase activity; ubiquitin-like protein conjugating enzyme binding
Source: RefSeq, a predicted model, not a curated record
UAGAAAGAAAAAAAAAAUGGAAAGAAUCUGGAAGUUUCCACGUUGUCCUCGUCGUCUUUACCUAACCCAAAAAUAAGUAAAGACACAUUUGGGUCUUUACGGAGGCUCCGUAGUUCUUCCAAACUCGGUCUCUCAUGAACACCAAUUCUUCUCUAAUUCAACUUCGCGGCUUUUAAAAGUUUGUAGUUUUUUUUGAGCUUUCAAGAUGACAAGUGGAUUUGGGGAAUCAACUAGUGUGCCACCCCAAACCCCGUCUUGCUCGGGCAAUAACGCCAAUGAUGCAGGGGAUUUUGAAUGCAAUAUCUGCUUUGAGUUAGCUCAGGACCCAAUUGUGACACUUUGCGGUCACCUCUUCUGUUGGCCGUGUCUGUACAGAUGGCUCCAUCAUCACUCUCAUUCCCAGGAAUGCCCGGUUUGCAAGGCAAUCGUAGAAGAGGAAAAAUUGGUUCCUCUAUAUGGACGGGGCAAAACACAGACUGACCCACGAGCAAAGUCGUAUCCGGGUAUUGACAUUCCUAACCGCCCGGCUGGUCAAAGGCCUGCAACUGCUCCUCCCCCGGAACCAAAUCAGUUUAACUUUAGUAAUUAUGGGUUUGGAUUGGUAGGGGGUUUUAUGCCAAUGGCGUCUGCGAGGAUUGGUAACUUCACACUGGCUACUGCUUUUGGUGGUCUGAUUCCAUCCUUAUUCAAUGUUCAGUUUCAGGGCUUCCCGGAUGCUACUGUGUAUGGGCAGACUUCUGGUUAUCCCUAUGGGUUUAAUACGUUUCAGGGGGGCCAUACCCACAGGUUCCCACAGCCAAUCCAUCGAGGACAGCAUGCUGAUAAUGUUUUGAAGAAUCUUCUUUUGAUGAUUGGUGUUUUUGUGAUCAUCGCUCUCCUUUGUUGGUAAUUUGUUUUGCCUUUUAAACUUAACUUAUGAAGGCUUAUUACAAUUUACAUGAUAUGUAUGUAUAUACAUUAGCUGCUUGGUGAGUUCAUUUUGUGGUCGUCGGUUUGGUGUUAUUGACAUCUGAAAAAUGGCCUUGUAUGAUUUUCAUUAAUAGCCUUCAAAAUCUCUAUCA